This is a messenger RNA of Diachasmimorpha longicaudata, 1657 nucleotides long. It is a transcript of the gene Aatf, whose product is annotated as protein AATF-like. Bases 119 to 1627 code for a protein of 502 amino acids. NCBI's taxonomy places the organism in Eukaryota, Metazoa, Arthropoda, Insecta, Hymenoptera, Braconidae. The record is from RefSeq and is a predicted model, not a curated record. The transcript has 2 exons. Gene Ontology annotation, cellular component: nucleolus; nucleus. Gene Ontology annotation, biological process: regulation of transcription by RNA polymerase II.
UUCACAGUACAAUGUUUCAAUCUAUUGGAAGAACUCAGAUAAUAACAUAAUAGAAUAUUUAGUAUUCACACGUGUUCUUCAAUGUCUGUUAUUCCCUGACAACAAAGUCAUCUACAAAAUGUCCCAAAAGUCGAAAACGUCCAGUUUAGCCGAUAAAAUAAACAGUUUGAUAACAGCAGUACCUGAUAAUUUUGGGUCUGACGAUGAGGCAGAGGAGACACGGGCUCAAGUCGUCGACAGAUACGAGGAGUCAGACAAUGAUGAUCAGGUUGUCACGUCCUCAAUUCGUAAACAAAAUAUCAAUUUGCUAGACGAAGGUGACGAGAGAUACAAAGGAAGAAAGGUCUCACAAAAAGAGCUUUACGAAGAUGAAAGCAGCGAAGAUGCUGAAGAAUCCUCAAAUGAGAUACAUUCUGAAGACUCAGAAGAAGAAGAAGAUGAUGAGAACACAAGCGAAGAAUCUGCACAUGACGAUGAGGAAAGUGAUGAGGAUGAUGAUGAUGACUCGGAAGUGGAUGAGGACAACCCCCUACGUAGGAGCCGUGAUCCAUCCCUCCCCUUCCGAGGCAUGAGCUCGGCCAACCUCCAGGGGGACAUCGAGAGAGGUCACGCUGUGAGGGAACAGCUCAAGAUGUGGGAGAAUAUUCUGGAGAUGAGGAUUCAGUUACAGAAGUGUCUGGUAACCAGCAAUCAGCUGCCUCAGUUCGAUGUGCACCAGCAAUUCACUGCUGACAAGCAUUUCGCGAAGAGUAAAAAUGAGACGACGUGUAAAUUAACGCGGAUGUUGCAGAACCUCUUGGUGAUGCAGGAGAAAUUGUUGAGGAAUAAUCCUGAGACAAGGAGUUUACUAUCAAGAGAAAAUGAUGAAGGGAGGAGGGAGAUCGCAGAGGACCCCAUGGACGAGGAAAUUCCUUCUGAUGAGGAUGAGGAUGUGGGUACAGAUGAAGACAAAGAAGAGGAUGAGAAGUCAGAAGAUGAAGAGGAAAAAUCUGAGGAGCCUCCCACGAAGAAACUACGGACCCUGAAUGAUUAUGAAAACCUUCUCCACGAACGUCAUGACAAAUUCAAGCCCUUUAGAGAUUCAGUCAUUCAGAAAUGGAACGACAAAACCAGACUGGCAUCUGGGAAUACAACAAGAGGAGCCACACAGCCAGUGGUCAAACAGAUUGAGUAUCUACUCAACGAUAAACCGAAGCUGAUAAAACGUACGCAAUUAAAACGAUCAGAGUAUGAAAUCGUUGGAAAGGAUUCGCCGGAUGAUGCUGAUGAGGAUGGCAGGCGAAUCCAGGAGUACGACCCAGAGAUUUACGAUGACGAUGAUUUUUAUCAUCAGCUGCUGAGGGAGCUGAUUGAGCAGAAAUCAGCGGACCUUACCGAUCCCAUUCAGUUGAGCAAACAGUGGAUUCAGCUGCAAAACAUGAGGAGCAAAAUGAAGAGGAAAAUUGACACGAGGGCCACAAAAGGGAGAAGGAUAAGAUAUAAUGUACAUGCGAAGCUAGUCAACUUCAUGGCGCCUAUUACUGUUGAUGACACUUGGUCUGAUCUCGCUAAAAACGAGUUGUACAAUUCUUUGUUUGGGAAGAUUAAGGCGGCGGAGAGUUCUAUAUGUGAAUCUAAUCGAGAUUGAAUGGAGUUAAUAAAAUUGUUUUUACUGAGA